AGCCAAUUAGUAACUACAGAUACUCGACAAAUUGUAGAUAAAUUGAAGGAUAGGCGCUUUAAAUUUAUAAAUAGGUUUUUUGAAUGACAUUAUUUUUCUUACGACCCCAAAUUCUAGCAAAAAUUCACGAAAUUAAUUGGUUGAAUUGGAGGAAGAGGGGUUCGGGCUGUGCGGCAUUCGAUCCAGCCCCUUCUGCUGUCUCCUUUCGUGUAGCAAGCUGAGAUUGCUCCGCCACCACCUCUGGCGACUCCAUCCGGCGCUUAUGAGUGGAACCCAUGCAUCAGCCGCAUAAAAGCUUCCUGCUCCUGCAAAUUUGAAUUACUCUUCUUAUUUCUCAUCACUUUGCGUUUGUUCAUCCCCGUUUGUAGUUGGUAAAAUUCUCUUGUGACGCAUUGCAAGAGCCUAAUCUUGUUAUUAGGAGACUCUGUGCGAUAAACUUUGUGUAGUAAACUGAAGAAGCAUCCGCCACACCAUGUCAGAAGAAACCACAGGGCUUCACGAAACUGCUUCUACCCAUUCUCUUGUGCUUCGUCUACAAGAAAUCCUAUCCUCUUGCUCCGAAUCAAUUAAAGUUGGAGAUGAAAGCUCAGUGUCAGAGCUGGUUGACUUCCUCGAAACAAUCUCGGGCUCAGCGUUAGCUAACCCUGAAGACAAAGAUGCACAAAACAAAGCAUUGGAAAUUCUUUCUUACAUCCAUAUGUUUUUGCUUUCUUCUAGUUUAGACCAGGAGGUUCUUGAUGUGCUUUCAUUUGUGUUGCCGAAAGCAGCUGCAAAGUUUGCAGGGUUGUCAAGUAGGUGCUUGGAGAUUGCUGAUAUGAUUAUUGAUCGUUUUAUAGCUAUAUGUAGUCCACGGGACAUGCUUUCAAUUCUUUGCGGGGCUUUGAGUGCCACAGAUAGGCCAAUUAAUGCAUCUGGUUAUGUUGCCUCUAUUCUAAGCGGGCUCUCAAAAGUAUUCCUUUCAAUACAGAGGCGUCACUUUGAGCAAGUAAAAGUAGCAAUUCCAGUUAUCCUAAAUGUGUUAAAGAUCGCAUGUUCUGAGCUGGCUGACGAAGACAAAGAAUGUGUUGAUUUAAUUUGCAGAGCUUUAGACAUUGCACAUUCCAUACGAGCCAUUUGUGAAAAAAUGGAGGGCAGAGUAAAUGAAAAGCUUCGUGCUCUACUUGGUUUAUAUGUUUUACAAAUCAUGGCUUUUCUUUCAUUCAAUGAAGGAGAUAAGUUGUCAAGCUGUCUUCAUCCGGUGUCACAGCUUUCCAAAAUUUUCCCAUAUUGCAGUGUAUCAUAUGUUGGUUUAAUAACAGGAUCUGAUGUUAACUUAAUGACCAACAUUAUUGUUGGAGAGGUGGAAUAUGAUUUUAUGAGCUGUUUAUCCUACAUCAAACAUGGUGCAUCCCUUUCAGUGAUCUGGGGUCAUAUCUAUGAUGAUGUUGCUCUGGCUGCUGGGGAAAAUAUGUCUGCUGUCAAGGAUGAACUUCGAAGUAAUCAAACUAAUAGGUGGCAAGCUAUAGGCAUGUUAAAGUAUAUAUUGGCAUCUACCAAUAUGCCAUGGGAAUUAAAGAAACAUGCCAUUAACCUCUUGCUUUGUAUUACAAAUGGAAAUGUUGCACGCGAUUUACAAGCUGAUUGCUCUAUUUAUUUGCCUAGCCUCUAUGCAGUGUUGCAGGCCAUUACAAAGGUCAUCAUUUAUGCACCAAAUACUGAGUUAAGGAAGAAUGCCUUUGAGGCACUAAAGAGGGUACUUCAUGAUGUUCCAACAUUUGAGAGGCUUGAUAUUUUAAAAGCAUUGAUAGCAAACAACAAUUCUUCCUCCAUGAUUGCAAUUCUUUUAGAUCUUGUUAGAGGAGAGUUGCACAUGGAACGUUUCCAAAGAAAAUCAAUUAGAAAAAAUGAAUCAUUGCCAGCCAAAAAUCAAGGUAGUUCAAUUACAUCACUUUGGAAUGAUGGAGUGCUUGAACUGUUGGAGAGAGUUUUGAGGCCACCAGAGGGAGGACCUCCACCCUUUCCUGAGCAUGGAGAUGCGGUUCUAUCUGCACUCAACCUUUACAGAUUUAUAUUGAUGACAGAAUCAGCAGGACAAACCAACUUUACUGGAGUACUAUCGAAGAACAAUUUGCAGAAGGCAUAUAAUGAAUGGCUUCUGCCUCUUCGAACCCUUGUGACUGGAAUUAUGACAGAGAAUAAGAAUGAUUAUAAUCAACUUGCAAUGAACACAGUAUGUGCUCUUAACCCAGUUGAGUUAGUUAUGUAUCGAUGUAUUGAGCUUGUUGAAGAAAAGCUAAAACAGUCAACAUAAACUGUGAUCAUCACAUCUGAUAGCUCAUGCUUUAAGUCCCAGCUCACUUGAACUACAGAGGGAUAGGUAGACAUACGUUUGCCGACAUAAAUUAUUGUAUUUUUGUUUCUUUCUUUUUUGUUCCCUCAAUAAUUUCAAUACAAAUAUAAUGACGAGAAACAUGAGCCGAAAACAUUUUGCAGGUAAGGUUUGGUUUGUUGUCUGGUAUUUAUGUGAAUCAAAUGUCGUAGUUUAUCAAUCUUAGCUUUCUAUGCUGUUUUCAAGGAGAGUAUCCAUUUGUUAGAUUUAAACACUGAGUUUGUUUUGUUUCAAUGCAUAUAUGUUAUAUA
Molecule: messenger RNA, 2619 nt
Organism: Jatropha curcas
Lineage: Eukaryota; Viridiplantae; Streptophyta; Magnoliopsida; Malpighiales; Euphorbiaceae
Gene: ALF4
Product: aberrant root formation protein
Cellular component (GO): cytoplasm
Molecular function (GO): ubiquitin-protein transferase inhibitor activity
Source: RefSeq, a predicted model, not a curated record